AUGGAUCGCCUCAAGACCAAGCGCUCCGCUCGACGAGCCCAGAACACCAAGCUCCUGCAAGAAGUAAGGUCACUGCUAACGAGCAACAACGAGCUUUCGAAGAUCAAUGAUGCGCUCGAGGAGCACGUAGCAGACGAGGAGCUCGAAGCUGAGUAUUUCGCGGCAGCAGAGUAUAAGGACGAAGCUGUGCGCAUGCUCGCUGAGAUUCGCUUCAAGAUAGACGGUUUGCGACAUGGAGACAGUACAGCAGCGGCUGCUCCUCAGAACGCAAACACGUCACCAUCUGACGUGCCAACCGCAAUUGGCCCAAGGCUGCUGAACCUUGACAUGCCAACAUUUAGAGGUGACAUACAUGAAUGGUCGGCUUUCUGGGAGCAGUUUGAGCAAACUGUCCACCUGAACAACGCUUUGUCAACGACGACGAAGUUCUUCUGUCUACGUCAUUAUCUUGCUGGUGAAGCGGCAGCUGCGAUAUGUGGUUUUCCGACUUCCGAAGCCUGUUACGCAGACACCAUCGAGUUAUUGAAGGAACGCUUCGAAAUCUACCUCACAACAAGUCGGGAAGCGACGUCCGCGGCCUUAGGCGACUUUACUAUGCUGUGCAGCUGA
This is a messenger RNA of Rhipicephalus microplus (southern cattle tick), 609 nucleotides long. RefSeq lists its product as uncharacterized. The record is from RefSeq and is a predicted model, not a curated record. NCBI's taxonomy places the organism in Eukaryota, Metazoa, Arthropoda, Arachnida, Ixodida, Ixodidae.